UCUAUUGAACAAGAAAAUAAGAAUGAUAAACAUUACAUCCUCAAGAAUAUUAUUUUGUGUCUUUGGGAGGGGGAGAGAGAGAGAGCGAGCGAGAGAGAUGGUUCUGUUUGGUCCGUUUAGUUGGAAGACUCAAAGUGGCAAUCGAAUCACUAUAUUUGGAGCCUUUUUCACUUUCCCUCUUAUAGGAUAUUCUCUUUGGCAGUAUUAUAGUCAACCAGGGAAAGAUACUCAAAGACAAGUUUCUACGAAUGGUUUAAGGCUAGAAGAUGAUGAAGUGGAUGGACUAGUUGACAACUCUCAGUCUUGGAAGGAUUCCGAUACAAGUUUAUUGAAAUAGUUGUAUUCAUAUACCGAUAGUUUGCUAAUUAUAGUUGUGUUCAAGUUAGUUACUUUGCUUGUUUUUGAUUAUAUUAUGAUUCUUAUGAAAACACUAUAUAUGGAUAUCAUAAAGACAGGUCCUUUUCUAUGAUUGUCA
Molecule: messenger RNA, 475 nt
Organism: Galdieria sulphuraria
Lineage: Eukaryota; Rhodophyta; Bangiophyceae; Galdieriales; Galdieriaceae
Exons: 1
Coding region: 23-337 (104 amino acids)
Source: RefSeq, a predicted model, not a curated record